ACGCUGACGUGAUUUUGUCCGCGUUGGAACCGGGGCGGCCGUGGCGAGCGUGACGUGGCAGAGAACGAGCGAGAGAGGUUCCCCGGUCACAGAGCAGCCGCCGCCGCCUGCGCCUUCUAAGUCGGCGCCUCCGGGUGAGCCCCGCAGCCUGCCUCCUCGCUCGCGGAGGGAUCCGUGAGCGCAGAUAGGCGCCGGGCCGCGCUCCCCCUCCCUCCCCGCCCGCCUGCUCGCCUCCCGCUGCCUGCGCCGCCGCCCAGCCCCGCGCCGGAGCCGCCAUGGGCCUCACCAUCUCCUCGCUCUUCUCACGCCUCUUCGGCAAGAAGCAGAUGCGCAUCCUCAUGGUUGGUUUGGAUGCUGCUGGUAAGACAACUAUUCUGUAUAAACUGAAACUAGGAGAAAUUGUCACCACAAUUCCCACUAUUGGUUUUAAUGUGGAAACAGUAGAAUAUAAAAACAUUUGUUUCACAGUUUGGGAUGUUGGUGGUCAAGAUAAAAUUAGACCUCUUUGGAGGCAUUAUUUCCAAAACACACAGGGCCUCAUUUUUGUGGUAGACAGCAAUGACAGAGAGAGAAUCCAGGAAGCAGCAGAAGAGCUGCAGAAAAUGCUUCAGGAGGAUGAGCUGCGAGAUGCAGUGCUGCUUCUGUUUGCAAACAAACAAGAUCUGCCAAAUGCCAUGGCAAUCAGUGAAAUGACAGAUAAACUAGGUCUUCAGUCUCUGCGUAACAGAACUUGGUAUGUCCAGGCUACCUGUGCUACACAAGGAACUGGUCUGUAUGAGGGACUUGACUGGCUGUCAAAUGAACUCUCAAAACGCUAACUCAAACUGGAUGACUCUUUCACCAGGGACAUGUUUGAUAUAAGUGGUCUAGGCUUGUUACAACAAAAUUAGUUUGCAUCUUGGUUAUUACAGUAUCUGGAACUGAUAUUUGGGCAGGAUAUUACAGCGUUUCAACUUAUUUUGUUGCCAAUUAUUGUUUACCGAGCUACAUGUUGCAAAGGUAGCAAUAUGCUUGGGUAAAAAUCUCCUUAACUUGGAAAAAGUGUAUCUUCUGAUUUUAUUCCCCUUGUUAGCCUAAAUGCCUGAAUAUAGUUAUUGUGACAUCUUAAAGAUCUGUUUUGAAUACUCUUUUGAGCCCCAAUAAAUUAAUGUUUUAAUUUUUUUUUCUCCCUGCUACUUUUAGUUUACUGAUGCCCUGUUUCAUUCCUCAGACAGUCUGCUGAUUUAAAAAUGUAGCAUUCCGUAUGUAUUUAUUUCUCUCCCUUGCCAAAAAGAACUCCUAAUACUGCUUGUUCCAGCCAAGGAAAUGCUCUAAAACACUAUACAAAUCUACUGCACUGAGGAACAUUUUAUUAAUCCUUGGGUUCUGUCAGCCCAACUUGCCUUUGUGUGAAUUGGAUUUGAUGGGUAGAAUAGUUCUGUGCUGGUUGCGAAGAGCUCAUGUUGAGGUUGUUUUUAAUAUUCAGCAGAUUGUCUUCCUUUAUAUUGUAUCUUUUUUUUAUGUUGCAUGUUGCUUUUUGGUAUCAGCCUGACUAUUUUUGCCCAGUGUAUAAUAGUUCCGCUGAAGUUUUACUGUUUGUUGGUGAACAUAUCUUCAUAAAGAAAUUUUGGAAAAUUCAUCAAACUCAAUGGAUUAGUUUCUUCAUAACCCACUUGGAAUUAUUCCUAAUAAAAUGAUAAAAUGUAUGGUUCUGUGUAUGCUCUUCUUGAUUCCUGAAAUAGUUUAACUGCAAGUUAUCACUUAAUCUUUUUCCAUAUACUGAGCUUUCCUGCAGCUUGAAUGUGAACGUCAGUCUUAGAUUUUCACUUAUUUGGAGCUGUGUAGAGCGGGACAUGGAAGGUGGGCAACAAAGUUGUAUACAGUGUAGUAGAGUAGCUGUUAUCAAGGCUUAGAUAAUUCUGUAAGGUCUUUUGAAGUUGUAAAUCUAAAAUUCCUUUUUAAGAUGUCCAAAUAUGAAAAUACUAACAGUUAUUAAAAUUGCAAUAAAACAAAUAGAAGCUGCCUGAAAA
Tyto alba (common barn owl) is the source of this 2009-nucleotide messenger RNA. RefSeq names its product ADP ribosylation factor 4 (gene ARF4). Gene Ontology annotation, cellular component: plasma membrane; cytoplasm. The coding region runs from base 276 to 818 and encodes 180 amino acids. Lineage: Eukaryota; Metazoa; Chordata; Aves; Strigiformes; Tytonidae. Gene Ontology annotation, biological process: vesicle-mediated transport; intracellular protein transport. Gene Ontology annotation, molecular function: GTPase activity; GTP binding. The record is from RefSeq and is a predicted model, not a curated record. The transcript has 6 exons.